AAAACAAAUGUUGACGUUUAACAGCUGACAAACAAACGUGUUGUGAAUCACGAAAUGCAGCGAUAAAAUUCAAUUAAAAUAGUAGUAAUUCAGUUUAUUCAGAAAACUUAACUAAGUAAUAAAAUGGGAUUCCUUACAAUAUUGAAGAAGCUUCGACAGAAGGAGAAAGAAAUGCGAAUACUUAUGUUAGGACUGGACAACGCGGGUAAGACGACGAUCCUGAAGCGGUUCAACGGGGAGCCGAUCGACACGAUCUCGCCGACGCUGGGGUUCAACAUCAAGACGCUGGAGCACCGCGGGUACAAGCUCAACAUCUGGGACGUCGGCGGGCAGAAGUCGCUCAGAUCCUACUGGAAGAACUACUUUGAGAGCACAGAUGGUGUGGCCUGGGUAGUUGACAGCGCCGACACGAGGCGGCUGGAAGGCUGUGCAAAGGAGCUCCGCACGCUACUACAAGAGGAACGUCUUGCUGGAGCCACUUUACUGGUGCUGGCCAAUAAAGCAGACCUGCCGGGAGCUCUCACUUUGCAGGAGAUCCGAGAGGCCCUAGACCUGGACAGCAUCAAGUCCCACCACUGGCGGAUCGUGCGCUGCUCGGCCGUCACCGGCGAGAACCUUCUCGAAGGCAUAGAUUGGAUGCUGGAUGACAUUGCCUCGAGGAUAUUCUCACUAGACUAGAUUAUCAAUUAUACUCUAGAUUUUACUAAUCAAAUAAUUCCAAUUAAUGUUUAUUGAGGUUUCAGUAUGAAAAUUCGAAAGUAAACUUAAACAGCCAGUAAGAAACUUAUUUGAUUGAAAUAAGGUCUAAAUUAUGUAAAAAAUUCUGCAAUCAAAUAAAAGUCGAUAAUUUAAUAUUUUGGACCAACUUUAGCGUUAGCCAUUUGAUCCUUUAGGCAACUAAAGGAUAUAUUAAAAUAUUAUCGUUAUUUUUACAGUGUUCUUGAAUUAAUUUUGUACUGUAAAGGUAGGAAAAGUUACCACUUCACGCAAAAAAAAAAACACUAAUAACUUUAAAAAGCUACAAAUUCUGUUAAAAGUAGCUUUCGAUAGCUCUUACCGCUCUCAGAGAGCUCAUUAGUUGAGUUAUUAACUUAUUAUUCUUAUGCCUUGAAGGCACCCGACUUGGUAAAGGGGUUAACAGUCUUCAUUAUGGAUUAGUCCAUGAUUAUACUCAUAAUAUAUUGCUAUAGAUUUCACGUGUAUGUAUUGGUAAAAGGAAUGCAGCAUAACAAUGAAUUCUUAGACUAUUAAAUUUUAAAUACACUUUUCGAACAUUGUCCAAUGUUACUUAUUUAAAAGACUAAUUUAAUAAAACAUUUACAUAAGGUCA
Cydia fagiglandana is the source of this 1330-nucleotide messenger RNA. It is a transcript of the gene Arl2, whose product is annotated as ADP-ribosylation factor-like protein 2. The transcript has 4 exons. NCBI's taxonomy places the organism in Eukaryota, Metazoa, Arthropoda, Insecta, Lepidoptera, Tortricidae. The coding region runs from base 124 to 678 and encodes 184 amino acids. Gene Ontology annotation, biological process: protein folding. Gene Ontology annotation, molecular function: GTPase activity; GTP binding. Gene Ontology annotation, cellular component: cytoplasm; microtubule cytoskeleton. The record is from RefSeq and is a predicted model, not a curated record.